Venustampulla echinocandica is the source of this 1194-nucleotide messenger RNA. RefSeq lists its product as uncharacterized. Gene Ontology annotation, molecular function: S-adenosylmethionine-homocysteine S-methyltransferase activity. The transcript is spliced from 2 exons. Gene Ontology annotation, biological process: S-methylmethionine cycle. The record is from RefSeq and is a predicted model, not a curated record. Bases 1 to 1194 code for a protein of 397 amino acids. NCBI's taxonomy places the organism in Eukaryota, Fungi, Ascomycota, Leotiomycetes, Helotiales, Pleuroascaceae.
AUGCCACCACAACCAAUGCAAAUCCACCUCCUAGACGGCGCUCUCGGGACUCUCCUAUCUUCCCACUACAACCUCCACUACACAUCCUCCACACCGCUCUGGUCCUCCAACCUCCUUAUAUCUCCCGCCGACAGGAACAUCCUUCGGGACGCACAUUCGCGCUAUGCGCGUGCAGGCGCAGAAAUCCUACUCAGCGCAACAUACCAGGCGAGUUUUGAAGGAUUCGCGAAGUCGCAGAGGGAUACAUGCAGCGAGGAGGUUGAGCGGGGAAUUGGGGAGGAUGAUGCUAGGAGGUUGAUGCGGGGCGCUGUGGGGGUGGCGAGGGAUGCUUUUGAGUGUGCGGGGGGAUUGGAAGGAAGGGCAUAUAUAAAGGGGAAAGGAAAAGUCGCACUUAGCUUGGGUCCGUAUGGUGCGUGUAUGAUACCUAGUACUGAGUACAGUGGUGUCUAUGAUAGUUCGCAUCAGAGUGUAGGGGCGUUGCGGGACUGGCAUUUACAGCGUUUGGGUGCAUUUUGUCCGUUUCUACGGGGAGCGGAGGAUAGCGAGAGUGAUAGUUCUGGGGAGAAAGGGGAUAAAAUUGACUGCUGGAAUGAUGUUGAUAUGGUGGCUUUCGAGACGCUUCCUGUGAGGAAGGAGAUUUUGGCCGUGAGAGAAUCUAUGAGUUGUGUUGCAGACGGAUCCGAAAGGAAGCCCUUUUGGAUUAGCUGUGUCUUUCCUGGAGAGGAAUUUACUCUUCCUGAUGGGAGUGAUGUGAGGCAGGUCGUGGAGGCGAUGUUGGGGAUGGAAAGAGAGGAUGAGGACAAUAAUGAUGAUGGUGAACUGCAAAGACAACUGGCGGUGCCAAUGGGAAUUGGGAUUAAUUGCACCAGAGUUGAUAAAAUCGAGAAGUUGAUUUUGGAUAUGGAAGACGCCGUGAAGGGGGUCAUUAGGAACGAGAAUGAGAAGUGGCCAGCAUUGGUAGUCUAUCCGGAUGGAACAAUGGGAGAGGUGUAUAAUACGACGACAAAAGAAUGGGAGAAGGUUGAAGCUGCUGUUGAGAGUGAGGUUCCUUGGGAGGAAGCAGUCUUCAGUAUCGUAAAGAGAACGAGAGAGCGAGGGAUGUGGAAGGCGAUUGUCGUUGGUGGAUGCUGUAAGACUACACCCGAUGACAUCGCCAUCUUGCGGAAGAGGAUUGAUGGCCUAUCAACCACGUAA